Molecule: messenger RNA, 1537 nt
Organism: Drosophila willistoni
Lineage: Eukaryota; Metazoa; Arthropoda; Insecta; Diptera; Drosophilidae
Exons: 3
Coding region: 114-1472 (452 amino acids)
Molecular function (GO): lipid binding
Source: RefSeq, a predicted model, not a curated record
GUCAGUUUUCGUAUGCGAGUGGUCAAGUGUGGACAGAGUCAGAGAGGCUGACUGUGUUUCCUUUUUAAAACUGAUAAGAAUUUCAUUGUGAAUCAGCAAAUCUUUCGAGGAAGAUGUACAAUUUGAUAGUAAUCUUGAUGGGGAUUGGAUUGCUGGCACAUGGUACGGCGGCCAUACAGCGGGAGUUAAAUGAAAUACCAGGGGCUAUGGACCAGGAUGCAGGAAAUGAAACUAAUGAAGACCAUAAUAUCAAUGCAAGUCAAAAUCGUGUUGCUGCUCAAUUGGAGGCCGUUCUAGAACAUUUUAAGCAAGCAGAUCCAGUGGGUUUGCCCGGAGUACCAGUUCCUGAUCCCAUGGAGGUGCCUGAUAUGAAAAAGAGUCUUGGCAUGGCAAAUCUUAAUAUGAUGCAAGUGAGGGCUUAUGGUUUGUCCAAAUUUCGAAUUGCCACCAUUAAUGCGGAUUUCAAGGAUCUACAGGUGAAAGCUGGCAUACAAUUGGAUGAAAUGAAUGUGAAGGGCAAUUACAUUCUUAGUAGCUUCUUCUCCAAGGCCAAUGGUCCGUUCACCGUGGUGCUGAAGAAGGUCUAUGUGGAGGCCACUGCAACAUUGGCCGUGGAGCGUGAUGGUCAUUUGACCACAGAUAGCAUUAAAAUGGAUAUUACAUUUGCCGAUAUGGCCAUGGAUUUCCAAAAUCUUGGAUUCCUGGGCACCGUAUUCCAGGGAAUUGUGAAUUCUGCGCCAAAUCUGGUAUUCGAUGCCAUGAAACCAUUUAUGCUUCAGGAAGCCGAUAAACAGCUGCGUGGCAAGAUCAAUGAAAAUAUAGAAAAAUUAAUGGGUGAUCGUCGUCUGCCCAAUUCCAUUACUCCAUUGGAUAGCGCCAUUGCGGAGGCUAGAAAAAAGGUACGCGCCAUGGGCUAUGAUCCAUACCAUGUGCCCGACAUGAAUAGAACUGUUGGUGUAUUCAGUGUCCAACUAUCGCAUACAUGGAUCAAUGGUAUCUCCAGUUUCUAUCGUGUUGGCAAUAUGUCAGCUGGCAUUGAAAACAAUACUAUCUCGUUACGUGUCCAAAUUGGCACACAGCAAGUGACCGGCGCUGGUCAAUGGGAGGUGGGCUUGGGCAUGAUGACACGUGUGGGUCAUGUACAGUUUACAGUGCAACAUAUUCGCGCCACCAUAGGCAUCAGCCAAUCACUGGACACACGAAAACGUCCACAGAUCAAUGACCUACAAUUUGAUAUGGGCAACAUUCAAGUUAGAUGCGAUGGUGCCGGCACCAUCGACUAUGUCAUGGAGUUUGUGGUGAAUGUAUUACCAAAUUUAUUGCGUUACCAAAUAAUGGAUGCCAUCGAGAAUCCCAUUAAGCAGCGUGUUCAAGAGAAAUUCAAUACAAUCGACGUGGAACAGGCCAUCAAACAAUUGGCCCAAAAAUACGAAGCAGAGGGCAGUAAUUUCUCUUUUGAUUUUAAAAUUUAAUUUUAAUUACAACUCACUAAAUUAGUUGCCAAACCAAUAAAAUAUUUCGGCAAUAUACAAAAUAA